Molecule: messenger RNA, 1906 nt
Organism: Zea mays
Lineage: Eukaryota; Viridiplantae; Streptophyta; Magnoliopsida; Poales; Poaceae
Exons: 1
Coding region: 373-1599 (408 amino acids)
Source: RefSeq, marked validated
AAGAGCGUCACCAGACAAAGAUUUCAGAGCGCAUAUGCAACGCUGCGUUUUCGCGUCAGGCGAGGCGGAAAUCGUGGCAGCGGCAGCGGCAGCCGAGCCGAGCCUGAACGGCUGCCACUGCUGCCACACCACCAUCACUCACCUCUCCCACGCCCCCACCACCAGACCUUCAUGAGUUGAUGUGAUUGAUAAAUAACGCGUCAGGUCGCGCUGUCCACACCUCCCGCGGCUCGCCAAGCUCCGCUCACACCUCACAGUCACAGCAGCAUGACUCUGUAGUCCAUCUCCCUUUGCAGCCGCCGCCGCCGCCGCCUCGAGUGGCUCCCAGAUCCGAGCCGACGCCGGAGCAGGGACAAGCCGCUGCCAGCGGCAAUGGCGGACGCCGUGGGGGCGCUACCUCCUCCUCCUCUGCCGCCGCCGCCGGAGUGCGAGUCCGGGAGGUCCUCGCCGUCCCACGCCGCGUCGCCGGAGUUCGAGUUCUGGAUGGUGGGCAGGAACCCGUCCCCGGCGCUGCUCACCGCCGACGAGCUCUUCUCCGGCGGCGUCGUGCUCCCGCUCCACACCCUCCAGGCGCCAGGCGCUCCGGACGGCGACGGCGCGCCUCAGCCUCAAGCCGACGCGGACGCGGACGCGGACGCCGCGGCGCUCCCGCUGCCUGACGCGCAGGCGCAGGUGGAAGGGGAGGCCGCGCAGCCGCUCGCGGAGUCCGCCAUCGCGCCGACGCCGGACCUCCCCGCGGUCACGUUCAAGUGGAAGGACAUCUUCAAGGCGGGCGCCGGCGCCGGCGCCGAGGGCAAGGAGCGCAAGAAGGUGGAACGGCGCGUGAGCAGCGUCAGCGGGAACGCCGAGCUGAUUAACAUCAACAUAUGGCCUUUCUCCAGGAGCCGCUCCGCCGGAGCAGGUGCCGGCACCUUGAGUAGGGCCAAGCCCAAUCCGAAUCCAAACCCAAACCCCAACCCCAACGCCGCCGUCGCCGCCAGCGGCGGCGCCAGCGUUAACGCCAACACCACCGCCAAUGCCACCGCCCCGAGCGCGCCGCCGGCCCCGGCGCCGGUCCCGCGCAAGGUGAGCAGCGCGCCGUGCUCCCGUAGCAACUCCCGCGGGGAGUCCUCCGGGCCUGUGCCGACCAUCCCCACCGCCACUGCAACUGCAGCGCCAGAAGCAGCAGCCGGAGAAGAAGACGCCGACGCGGCCACCCAGGUUCAGGCGGCGCCACUGACCGCCGCCGGCACAUCCAGCGCCACGUCCAUGUUGAGGAGGUGGGUGCCCGGACAGGGCCGUAAUAACAACAACGCAGCAGGGCCCGGCGGCAUCCGCGUGGGGCGGCCCAGCGCCGUGUGGAAGCUGAGGCGCAACAAGCUGCAGCAAACCGCCGCCGAGCAGAAGCAGGUGGGCGGCAAGAAGAAGGCGGCCCCGGCCCAGGAACCCGCCGCGGCCGCGGACGCGGACGCAGAUGCAGCCAGCGACGACAAGGCGUCGCCGAGCGUGGCCGCGCCAGCUGCCGGGUGCCGGAACAACGUGGAGGGCGCCGGCGAGGAAGGGAACCCGCCGCAGGUGCUCUUCGGGCUCCGGACCUUCUUCUCCAAGAAGGUGUACUGAUCAGCAGCAAGCCAUGGCAUUGUACUUUGUACAUACAAAUUCGAGCUCUAGGCUCGCUCUUCCACAUUUUCACCUUACCUGCCCCCUUCUUUUCUUUUUUUUUUUGCCUUUUUUUUAUUACUCUCCUUCCUCUGCUCUAAUUCGAUCGAGUAGCUUCGAUAUCCUCUGUACUGUACUAGAACGAAGCUAGGCCUCAAGUAGUCGCCUCAAGCAGGCCAGCCAUGAGCCAUCGUCGUGUGUCGACCAUGGAUGAAGCAGAAAGCACCCAUGUCCAUGUAAACGGUAGUAAUGUAACAAGCAUGCAUCA